CAGGGAAGGAGGGCCGCGGCUCCGCUCGGCUCGGCGCGGCUCCGCUCGGCGCUGACGGUCCCCGGUGCCGCCGCCGUCACUCGCCCCGCCCGUCCGCGGCUCCGCGCGGCGGGUGCGGGACGCGGCGCUCGCCGGCACAGCCGGGGGAGCUCAGCGGGGCCGGGCCGCGGGAUGAGCGCCCGGCAGCUCCCCGGGGCCAGCGGGGGCCGCUGAUGCUGCGGGAGCCGCGGGGUCUGCGGGGACCGCGGGGUCUGCGGGGGCGGCGGGGGCGGCUCGGCGCGGCCCCGCCCGCGGCGGGGGCCAUGUGAGCGCGGUGCCGGCAGGAUGCAGAAGGGGAUGCGGCUCAAUGACGGGCACGUCGCCCACCUGGGGCUGCUGGCGAAGAAGGACGGGGCCCGGCGCGGGUACCUGAGCAAGCGGAGCGCCGACAACACGAAAUGGCACACCAAGUGGUUCGCGCUGCUCCAGAACAUGCUCUUCUACUUCGAGACCGACUCCAGCUCCCGGCCCUCGGGGCUCUACCUGCUCGAGGGCUGCGUCUGCGACCGCGCGCCUUCUCCCAAGCCCCCCCUCUCGGCCAAGGACUCCCUGGAGAAGCAGCACUACUUCACCGUUAACUUCAACCACGAGAACCAGAAGACCCUGGAGCUGAGGACCGAGGAUGCCAAGGACUGUGAUGAGUGGGUGGCAGCCAUAGCUCACGCCAGCUACAGGAACCUGGCAACGGAGCACGAGGCGCUGAUGCAGAAGUACCUCCAUCUCCUGCAGAUCGUGGAGACAGAGAAGACCGUUGCCAAGCAACUCCGGCAGCAGAUCGAGGACGGGGAGAUCGAGAUCGAGCGCCUCAAGGCUGAGAUCGCCUCCCUGCUCAAGGACCACGAGCGCAUCCAGGCCAGCCAGAGCAGCGUGCCCAGCGACGAUGACAGUGACAUCAAGAAGAUCAAGAAGGUGCAGAGCUUCCUGCGGGGCUGGCUGUGCCGGAGGAAGUGGAAAACCAUCAUCCAGGACUACAUCAGGUCCCCACACGCCGACAGCAUGCGCAAGAGGAACCAGGUGGUGUUCAGCAUGCUGGAGGCCGAGGCCGAGUACGUCCAGCAGCUCCACAUCCUCGUCAACAACUUCCUGCGGCCCCUGCGGAUGGCUGCCAGCUCCAAGAAGCCGCCCAUCACGCACGACGACGUCAGCAGCAUUUUCCUCAACAGCGAAACAAUCAUGUUUUUGCACCAAAUUUUUUACCAAGGCCUGAAGGCACGGAUCUCCAGCUGGCCCACGCUGGUGCUGGCUGACCUAUUCGACAUCCUGCUGCCCAUGCUGAACAUCUACCAGGAGUUCGUGCGGAACCACCAGUACAGCCUGCAGAUCCUGGCCCACUGCAAGCAGAACCGUGACUUCGACAAGCUGCUCAAGCACUACGAGGCCAAGCCUGACUGCGAGGAGAGGACCCUGGAGACUUUCCUCACCUACCCCAUGUUCCAGAUCCCCCGGUACAUCCUGACCCUGCACGAGCUGCUGGCUCACACCCCCCACGAGCACGUGGAGAGGAACAGCCUGGAUUACGCCAAGUCCAAGCUGGAAGAGCUGUCCAGGAUAAUGCACGAUGAAGUGAGCGAGACUGAAAAUAUUCGGAAAAACUUGGCGAUAGAGAGGAUGAUCAUCGAGGGGUGCGAGAUCCUGCUGGACACCAGCCAGACCUUCGUCAGACAAGGGUCCCUCAUCCAGGUGCCCAUGUCGGAGAAGGGGAAGAUCACGCGGGGCCGGCUGGGCUCCCUGUCCCUGCGCAAGGAGGGCGAGCGCCAGUGCUUCCUCUUCUCCAAGCACCUCAUCAUCUGCACCCGCGGCUCCGGGGGAAAGCUGCACCUCACCAAGAACGGUGUGAUCUCGCUCAUCGACUGCACGCUGGUGGAGGAGCCCGAGAGCACCGACGAGGAUGCCAAAACAUCAGGACAAGACAUCGACCACCUUGACUUCAAAAUCGUGGUGGAGCCAAAAGAUUCCUCAUCUUUCACAGUUAUCCUUGUGGCCUCAUCCAGGCAGGAGAAGGCUGCAUGGACCAGUGACAUCAGCCAGUGCGUGGACAACAUUCGCUGCAAUGGCCUGAUGAUGAACGCCUUCGAGGAGAACUCCAAGGUCACCGUCCCCCAGAUGAUCAAGUUCAGUAAAACGAUGAAUUCCUGCAAGGUCCUGCAGAUCCGCUAUGCCAGCGUGGAGCGGCUGCUGGAGAGGCUGACGGACCUGCGCUUCCUGAGCAUCGACUUCCUCAACACGUUCCUGCAUUCCUACCGCGUCUUCACCACCGCCCUCGUCGUCCUUGACAAGCUCAUCACCAUCUACAAGAAGCCCAUCAGUGCCAUCCCGGCUCGGUCCCUGGAGCUCCUGUUUGCAAACAGCCAGAACAACAAGCUGCUGUACGGGGAGCCCCCCAAGUCCCCUAGAGCCAACCGCAAGUUCUCGUCGCCCCCCCCACUGUCCAUCACCAAGACCUCGUCCCCCAGCCGCCGCAGGAAGCUGUCCCUCAACAUCCCCAUCAUCACGGGGGGGAAGGCGCUGGACCUGGCGGCGCUGAGCUGCUCCUCCAACGGCUACGCCAGCAUGUACUCCUCCAUGGCCCCCUUCAGCAAGACCACCCUGGACAUCAACAAACUCUACGUGUCCAGUAGCUAUCCCAAUAAAAUCCCGGAUGAAGGAGAAGUGGCCUCGGAAAAGCAAGAGGAGUCACUGCCGGGCAAGCAAAGCUCAGAGGUGUCUGUCAGGGAAGAGUCAGACACAGAUCCCAAUCACAGUGAUGAAGCUGAAGCUGAAACUUCCCCAACAAAAUCUCCGACAACUCCCAAGUCCAUCAAGUGCAAAAAUUCAUCAGAUUUCUCGCUGUUUUCCUACAACAACGGUGUGGUCAUGACGUCCUGCCGGGACCUGGACAGCACCCGCAGCGCCCUGUCUGCCACCUCCGCCUUCGCCAUCGCCACGGCGGGGGCCAACGAGGGGACCCCCACCAAGGAGAAGUACCGCAGGAUGUCCCUGGCCAGUGCAGUUUCAGGCUUCCCCACGGACCAGCGGAACGGGGACAAGGAGUUUGUGAUCCGGAGAGCGGCCACCAACCGUGUCCUCAACGUGCUGCGGCACUGGGUCUCCAAACACUCGCAGGACUUCGAGACCAACGAGGAGCUGAAGUUCCGGGUGAUUGGCUUCCUGGAGGAGGUCAUCCAUGACCCUGAGCUCCUGACCCAAGAGAGGAAAGCAGCUGCCAACAUCAUAAGGACCUUGACACAGGAGGAUCCAGGAGACAACCAGAUAACCCUGGAGGAGGUUGUGCAUAUGGCUGAGGGGGUCAAAGCAGAACCAUUUGAGAACCACUCGGCCCUGGAAAUUGCGGAACAGCUGACACUGCUGGAUCACCUGAUCUUCAAGAAGAUCCCUUACGAAGAGUUCUUCGGGCAAGGCUGGAUGAAGCUGGAGAAGAAUGAGAGGACUCCGUACAUCAUGAAGAACACCAAACACUUCAAUGAUGUCAGUAACCUGAUCGCGUCGGAGAUCAUCCGGAACGAGGAGAUCAACGCGCGGGUCAGCGCCAUCGAGAAGUGGGUGGCGGUGGCCGACAUCUGCCGCUGCCUGCACAACUACAACGCCGUGCUGGAGGUCACCUCCUCCCUCAACCGCAGUGCCAUCUUCCGCCUCAAGAAAACCUGGCUCAAGGUCUCCAAGCAGACGAAGGCUCUGAUCGAUAAGCUCCAGAAGCUGGUGUCGUCGGAGGGCAGGUUCAAGAACCUGAGGGAGGCCCUGAAAAAUUGUGACCCUCCGUGUGUCCCUUACCUGGGCAUGUACCUGACUGACCUGGCGUUCAUUGAGGAGGGGACCCCGAACUACACCGAGGACGGGCUGGUGAACUUCUCCAAAAUGAGGAUGAUCUCACACAUCAUAAGGGAGAUCCGCCAGUUCCAGCAAACCUCCUACAAGAUCGAGCACCAGCCCAAGGUGACGCAGUACCUGCUGGACCAGUCGUUUGUGAUGGACGAGGAAACCCUUUAUGAAGCUUCUCUGCGAAUAGAGCCCAAACUGCCUUCCUGAGCGCGGGGGCCGCUCGUGUACACUCGCUAUACCAUACUGUACAUACCCGUUGUUCCGUUGGACGCCCUGGAGUGACUCCCAAAUCUGUGCUUCUCCGAGCAAUCCGCCCCCAUCCCAGGCCGCACUAGACCUCGCGUAGGAUUUCCCACACUGGUUAAGGUUUCACGCAUUGACACUUCGCUGGAGUCCCGGGUUCUUUUCGAUGAUGUUAUUUUUGUCAUUUGUUCCUCCUGAGGGGGCUGGCGGUUGGGCAGGUGAGCCCUGUGUCCCUGUGGGGCAGGUGAGUCCCUGCAUUCCCACAGGGCUCUGGGGCAGCACGGACCACCUCUCGCUUGGAUGGCGCCAGCAGUGACAUCCCACAGCAAACUCUGUAAGGCGGGAGAAGGGAACACAUUAAAGGUUGUCCGUCGGUGUGAGCUGCCCUCUCUGUGUGUGCCGCCCCCGCGCUGGCUGGGCAUGGGGGGCCCCGGCUGCUGUCCCGGUCCCUCCGAAGUCAGGAAGAUGGAAGCGUCCCCUUGCCUCUCCUCGCUGCAUCCAGCUCCUGUUGAUAUGCUGUAGAUCCGUACCCUUGUGCCCACUCUGAGUACCAUGACGUAGAGUUAGAGAUGACGAGUGUUUUUAUUACAUCUACUGUAAUCCUGGCUAACCACCCGCUAGCAGGAUAUAGUAAUGUAGUGCUUAUUCUGUGAAUAGUACCUGGGUUUUUUACAUUGUACAGUCCCUGACACGGUUCCCCGGCAGUGGCAGGCAUGCUCCACUCACACAACACUUGCUGUAAGCAAUACCUCGUGGUAUGGGAAUUCUCUUUCAAGCCCUAAAACUAUUUCAACUUACAGCUUGUUUGGGAAAAAAAAAAUAUUUCCAUUUUUUUUGUAAAAAUAUAUGUUUCCUGAUUACCUCUUGCUAAUAAAUCUAUUCUAUCUCAGGGUGAA
Molecule: messenger RNA, 4994 nt
Organism: Chiroxiphia lanceolata (lance-tailed manakin)
Lineage: Eukaryota; Metazoa; Chordata; Aves; Passeriformes; Pipridae
Gene: RASGRF1
Product: Ras protein specific guanine nucleotide releasing factor 1
Exons: 27
Coding region: 325-4062 (1245 amino acids)
Biological process (GO): positive regulation of GTPase activity; Ras protein signal transduction
Cellular component (GO): plasma membrane
Molecular function (GO): guanyl-nucleotide exchange factor activity; protein binding
Source: RefSeq, a predicted model, not a curated record